Molecule: messenger RNA, 547 nt
Organism: Pistacia vera
Lineage: Eukaryota; Viridiplantae; Streptophyta; Magnoliopsida; Sapindales; Anacardiaceae
Product: putative serine carboxypeptidase-like 52
Exons: 3
Coding region: 74-313 (79 amino acids)
Biological process (GO): proteolysis
Molecular function (GO): serine-type carboxypeptidase activity
Source: RefSeq, a predicted model, not a curated record
CUCAAAGUAGGUACACACACUUGAAGCAAUUCAUUAACUAUAUAAGUUGUUUUCCCUCAGUGGAGAUCAUGACAUGGUUGUUCCCCUUCUGGGUACCGAACAAUGGAUAAAGUCGCUUAACUUGACCAUUGUAAAUGACUGGCGCCCAUGGUUCGUUGACGGCCAAGUUGCAGGAUACACACAAAAAUAUUCAGAACAUGGAUAUCGUUUGACUUACGCCACUGUCAAGGGUGCAGGUCAUCCAGCUCUAGAAUAUUAUCGCAGAGAAGGUUAUGAGAUGUUUCAAAGGUGGAUACAUUGGUAUCCUCUCUAGAUUAUGCUCAGAUUACCAGAAGGUUCAUAAUAAGAUUCAGUAUUCACUAAGCGCAAGUAGAAAUAAUGUUAAGAGAUUUUAGAAAUGAGUGUGACCACUACUAUUUAUGUUGCGUGGUGUUUAUUGUAAUUGCAAAUCAGAAAUCAGUGUGAUAUAAUUAUUUAUGUCACUUAUCAUAUCAUCCCAUGUUCAUUAACCAUAUACAGACACCAAUUCACAAACGUAUGAUAGGAA